AUGUUGGAACAGGAGAAAUUACAUUAUUCCGUUAUCGCGCUCUACAUGUCAACACUGAUAAGCCAAGGAGCCUGUCUCGAGGCUGCCAGUGCCGGCUUCGUAAUGGCGGCAAACGCACCGGUGGAUGCGGCAGGCGCGGCCGCCGCAGACGCUGAAAACGGAGCAGUGACAAGAAGAGUAGACGCUGUAGAAGCCGAUGCGGGAAGAAGAGAAGGAGCAAGUAAGCCUGUUGACGGGCCGUUUGAAAUCUCUGCAAGUGUAGAUGGAGUGGCAACUCCAACAGUCGCUCCGCUGGGCGGCGGAGAUGCUAUGGAGGAGGCCUUGUGCCAACUGGGACCCUUCGGACCUUACCAGCGUUACGUGCUGACCUUACUAUGCCUGCCCAAUCUCCUAGCCGCUAUUUACUCCCUUAACUACGUGUUCGUCGCUGAUCAGGUGCCCUUUAGAUGCCUGGUGCCAGAGUGCGAAGGCCUGGGGGGCGAUUUCGGCAAUGCGUCGGUGCAGGGGCUCCUGGCGGUGGAUCCGUGCCGCCGGUUUGCGCCCCCGGACGAGGGGGCGACUUGCUCCCGGGAGGACUACCACCCCGUCGACACCGUCGAGUGCGACGCCUUCGUUUAUGCGGACCACAGCACCAUUUACGCUGAGUUCGGUCUUGCUUGCCGGGAAUGGCUUCGAACUCUGGUCGGCUCGGUGCGCAAUGCCGCGCUACCGCUAGCACUACUACUCACCGGUCAUGUAUCCGACAGAUGGGGCAGACGCACGGCCUUUUGCAUAUUCUCCGCUUGCGCUGGAGUCAUGGGCCUCCUGAAGUCCUUCUCCGUCGGGUACCACAUGUAUGUAAUCUUGGAGUUUCUGGAGGCGGCCCUUGGCUACGGCUUCGGCAGCGCCGCCUACAUAAUGGUGGUGGAGCUGGCGAGGCCGUCUCUGCGCGCGCCGUUCGCGUGUGCCACGGGCGUGGCGUACGGCGCGGGGGGCGUGCUGUUCGCGUGGCUGGCGUGGCGGCUGCCACACUGGCGGGCGCUGCUGAGGGCGGCGUACGCGCCGGCGCUGCUGCUGCCCUUCUACUGGCGGCUGGUGGACGAGAGCCCGCGCUGGCUGCACGCCACUGCCACGCCGGCGCGCGCUGCCGACGUGCUCCGCAAGGCCGCGCGCUGGAACAAGGUGACGAUUAACGAGGAACUCCUCAAAUCGAUCGCCGCCGGGAAAAGAGUGGAGGAGAGGCAGUCCGUCUCCUGGCUGGAGCUGGUGCGUUCGCGGGCGAUGGUGGUCCGGCUGGCGGUCUGCGGCUGGUGCUGGAUAGCGGCCGCGUUCACGUACUACGGGCUGACGAUAAACUCGGUGUCCCUCUCUGGCGAGAAGCACGUCAACUUCGCGCUGAACAUGGCGAUGGAGAUCGUCGCGUCGCUGCUCAUCAUGAUGGCCCUGGAGAGGUUCGGGAGGAGGAGGAGCAUCCUCGCCUCGUUCGCCCUCUGCGGUGUCGCUUGCGUCACCCCGCUCUUCGUGUCCCACUUCAGCGCGAGCCUGUGGCUGUACUUCGUGGGCAAGCUGGGCGCCACGGCGGCCUUCAACUCGCUGUACGUGUACACGGCGGAGCUGUUCCCCACGCGCGUGAGGAGCCGCGCCCUCGCCACCUGCUCACUGGUGGGCCGCGUGGGCUCCGUGCUAGCGCCGCAGACCCCACUACUGAGCAAGCCGGUGCAGACCCUCCUCUACGGGGGCUGUGCCCUCAGCGCGGCUCUGGUACUCCUCGCCGUGCCGGAGACGCGUCGCACUCCGCUCCUGCAC
Messenger RNA from Iphiclides podalirius (scarce swallowtail), 1785 nucleotides. Lineage: Eukaryota; Metazoa; Arthropoda; Insecta; Lepidoptera; Papilionidae. The record is from the annotation of a GenBank genome assembly.